Trichosurus vulpecula (common brushtail) is the source of this 2262-nucleotide messenger RNA. It is a transcript of the gene GDPD3, whose product is annotated as glycerophosphodiester phosphodiesterase domain containing 3. Lineage: Eukaryota; Metazoa; Chordata; Mammalia; Diprotodontia; Phalangeridae. The coding region runs from base 564 to 1784 and encodes 406 amino acids. Gene Ontology annotation, molecular function: phosphoric diester hydrolase activity; phosphatidylcholine lysophospholipase A1 activity. Gene Ontology annotation, cellular component: endoplasmic reticulum membrane. Gene Ontology annotation, biological process: glycerophospholipid catabolic process. The record is from RefSeq and is a predicted model, not a curated record. The transcript is spliced from 10 exons.
UUCUGGACCUUCCUUGGAGUCGACUAGCCCUAGGUCACUUCUGGAGGGUUCAGGGUGGUGAGGAGGUUGAGAGGGCCUAACCAGAACCCGCCUCAGCCCCACCCAACUCCAGAGAUCUUUGACCUCAGCCAGCCAGAUGACUCCCUUCCCCCACUUCCAGCAUACCUGAAUGGGUACAGGUUGGGCCUAGGGUGGGGUAGGGGAGGUUUGGAAGAUCCAAAGGAGGGGACUUUGUACUGAAAGAAGAGUGGGCUCAUUUUCCCCAUUAAGUCCCCACUCUCCUCUCACACUUUCUGUUUCCUGUCUAACUGGAAUGGGGGUGAUUCAGGGGUUUCCCAAACGCUCUCACACCCUAUGGCUGCCCGGAGGGUAAUGGGUUCACCCUGGCCCUGAGCACCCAGGGGAGAGGAGGAAGGGAGUUCUCAGCACUCCUAGCUGGAAGAUAGCAGUUGCCUUUAGAUCAGCUAGGGGCGCCAGCAGGGGUGCUAGAGUGGGCUUUCCUGUUCCUGCUCUGCUCUGUCCCUAGGGAUGGAAAAUGCCCGAGGCUGGUUGGGGGUGGGGACAUGGCCCGGGGCUGUCCAGGUCCCUGGAUGUCCCGCCCUGGCUCCUGCCCUACCGGCUGGGCCUCCUGCCAGUGGCAGGCUCAGCAAGUCCUAGGGGCGUGGUGGAGCUGCAGAAGCAAAGGCAGAGGUAGCCUUCUGCUGAAGAGGGAACCUUGUGUAGCCAGAAAAGGAGCUGGAGAGGCAGCCAAGUGGAAGCCCAGACUACAGGAGCCAGAGACCCUCACGCCUCAUCCUCUGAUAUCAGCCUCUUCCAUGAGCUCCUUUCUCUACUAUGCCCUCCCUGCCCUGGGGGGCUAUACUCUGCUCUCCCUCUUCUUCCUUCGAUGGCCCCGACUUCUCCAUGUUCCCUGGAACCCUGCCUUCUGCUGCCAACUUGCUGCCCACAGAGCGGGUUCUGGGGAACGGCUGGAGAAUACCAUGGAGGCUCUUGAGAAUUCCAUGGCCCAACGAUCAGACCUCUUUGAGCUGGACUGCCAGCUGACCCGGGAUGGCCAGGUGGUUGUCUCCCAUGAUGAGAACCUCUAUCGACAAUGUGACUUAGACAAGAAUAUUCAGGAUGUGGACUAUGAGGACCUGCCACUUUACAGGGAGGAGUUGGAAGUGUACUUCUCCCCAGGCCAGUUUGCACGAGGAUCAGACCGAAAGAUGAUUCGGCUAGAAGAUGUUUUCCAGAGGUUCCCCCAAACACCCAUGUCUGUGGAAGUGAAAGUGGAAGAUGAGGAGCUUAUUAACAAGAUAGCCACCAUGGUCAAGAACUUUGGCAGAAGUGAAAUAACCAUCUGGGCUUCUGAAAAGAACUCUGUCAUGAAGAAAUGCCAUGCAGCUAAUCCAGAAAUGCCCACUUCCUUCACUGUGACCCGAGUCAUUUGGUUGCUGUUGAUGUACUAUGGAGGACUGUUGCCAUUCUUCUCCAUCCCUGAGAGAUUCCUGCUUUGCUUCCUGCCCACCAUCAUCAACAGGACCUACUUCCCAUUUUCCUGCCCUGCUGUGAAUAGAUUGGCAGCAGCCUUAACUAAGAGGCUGAUCAUGAGGAAAAGUCUGAUCAGGCAUCUUGAAGAAAGAGGGAUACAAGUGGUAUUUUGGUGCCUUAAUGAGGAAUCAGAUUUUGAAGUGGCCUACAGGCUGGGAGCCACAGGGGUCAUGACAGAUUACCCUACUGCCCUUCGACAUUAUCUGGACAACCAUCCGCAGGAACCUAACCAGAGCAAUUCGGACAGGUGACUCAAAGAGCUAACUGGGUCAAGGAUCUCUACAUUUUUUUUCUUUUUAAAUGGUUUGUUGAAGAACUGUUUGAAUACAUCACUGUCACUUUCCAGUGAUUGAUUCUCCGGCCACACAGCAAUAAAGAUCUCCCUAGCAGUCAAGCAAAAAGUUGAUUUAUAUCAGCUGGGGCUAUAUCUGAAAAUGUAUGCCUUCUUUUGUUCCUUUGGUCUUUUAACAUUGCUGAGAGGCAAGAAAUAUAUUUCAAAAUUGAGUUCCCUUCAGUCACAAUGGGACAUUUCACCAUUGAUUAGAAUCUUUAAAUUUUUCGUUUCCCUUCUUUUGUGAUCUAUACACUUAUCUCUAAUUCUGCUGAUUUUGCCCUGCAUCAGAUCAUGCAGGUUUUCAAGAUCUCCCUUAAAACACUUCCCUUCACCAGCACAAUUCUCCCACUCUGCUGCCUUUCAUCUCUAUUCCCCAAUAAAAGUUUUCUUACUGA